CCCAGGCCGACGUGUUGUCCGGUCACGUCGCACGCGGUGUCGUCAACACCAACAAGAACCUCGUUCAUGGCUGCCGAAGCAGUUGGCCGUCGCCAUACACGCAACGCGGUGGCUUCGAGGUUUGCGUAAGCGCAUCGCCCUUUAGGUUUUGCUUGGACGAGGUGGAGGUUUCCGUCGCCCUUAGCCAUCCGCCACGAUCUCCUUUGCAGCCCCUGAUGGUCGCCCUUGCCUUCUCCUCAUCCUCGUGCCACCAUUGCCUCUCCCGGCGAGAAAGGAUUGGGGCCUCCUCUUGUCUGAUUCCGCUUUAAUGGAGUUUUAUCCUGCAACCCACCAAGCUAACAAUUUGUCGGUCAUCUCUUCAGAGAGUCCAUAUCAGCCAUUUGUUUCAAUGAAGUACUUGAUGGGUUCUCAUCUGCCAAGUCGUAUAGCUGUGGCUUAUUGUCAUAGUUGAAGUCUUAUGCUGUGAAAUAGGAUAUCUGAAAAACGUGGACUUCUGGGUUGUGGUGAACUUUGAUAAGAGCAACUGCUAAGUGUGUGUAAUGGCUGCCACUGCUCCAUCUGCUCAAAGUGCAUCUUCAAUACCUUUCUCGAAGUACGCCUCUACACAAGCUAUCUUCUUCUCCUGUUCUGACCAACAACCACCUUCUGAAAUACACAUUAAAGCUUCUGUUUUUAGCUCUCCUAGAAGUGGCAGAAAACUCAUGAUGAAGGCUUCUGUUAGGGAUGAGGUUCAUCAACCUUCAAGAGAUUGUCCACCUCUGUCCCUUCCAAAGCCUUUGUCUGCAGCAGAACUGCCAGAUUCAGACCACCACCGAUCCCAAUUGAGGGUAGCAUACCAGGGAGUUCCUGGUGCAUACAGUGAAGCUGCAGCUGGCAAGGCUUACCCCAACUGUGAACCAGUUCCUUGUGAACAAUUUGAAACUGCAUUUGCGGCUGUUGAGCGGUGGCUUGUUGACAGGGCAGUGUUGCCUAUAGAGAAUUCAUUAGGGGGAAGCAUCCAUCGGAACUAUGACCUGUUACUUCGCCAUCAUUUGCACAUUGUUGGAGAGGUGCAGUUUGCAGUGCGUCACUGCUUACUUGCAGCUCCUGGAGUGAAAUUGGAAGGUUUAAAACGCGUUCUUAGCCACCCCCAGGCACUUGCCCAAUGUGAGCUUACUCUUUCCAAGUUGGGGGUUGCAAGAGAAGCUGUGGAUGAUACUGCUGGUGCUGCACAGUUUGUUGCCAACCACAAUCUUCAAGAUACAGGUGCCGUUGCUAGUGCUAGGGCUGCAGAAAUUUAUGGGUUGAAUGUCCUUGCCAAAGACAUACAGGAUUGUUCUGACAAUGUUACACGUUUUCUGAUGUUGGCAAGGGAGCCUGUCAUCCCUGGAGUGGAUAAACCCUUCAAGACAAGCAUCGUAUUUUCACUAGAAGAGGGUCCUGGUAUUCUGUGUAAGGCGCUCGGUGUUUUUGCUACCAGGAAUAUCAACCUCACUAAGAUUGAAAGUAGGCCUUGGAGACAGCAACCGUUUCGCAUAUCUGAUGAUUGUAACAGUUCUUCCCAAAGAUAUUUCAAUUAUCUAUUUUAUGUUGAUUUUGAGGCAUCCAUGGCAGAAACGAAAGCACAAAAUGCCCUGAGGAACUUGGAGGAAUUCGCAACAUUUCUCAGAGUGCUCGGAAGUUACCCAAUGGAUGUGAAUGGUUUUGGUCAGUGAAAUGGCCAGAGAUUACGGAGGUGGAUGAGAAUGUCAAGUAAAUAUCUUGAUGAGAAAAAGAAAGUUAUUCUUGAUGCCAUUUUCUCUUAUGGAAUAAAGUUAGUUCAGUUGAUUUUUUUUUGCUUCGCUUUUGACGACCUGUUAAUUUUGCUAUUUGUGUUUUAGGCAUGUUUCCCAUCAUUUUUUUUUUUGCAGAAUUAAUUGCAUUAGCUACUUCUUGUUUUAGUUAAUGCAAAGGCAUAGUAAGUUCUCAGUAC
Messenger RNA from Nymphaea colorata (pocket water lily), 1951 nucleotides. Its product is annotated as arogenate dehydratase 2-like. Gene Ontology annotation, biological process: L-phenylalanine biosynthetic process. NCBI's taxonomy places the organism in Eukaryota, Viridiplantae, Streptophyta, Magnoliopsida, Nymphaeales, Nymphaeaceae. The coding region runs from base 540 to 1694 and encodes 384 amino acids. The record is from RefSeq and is a predicted model, not a curated record. Gene Ontology annotation, cellular component: cytoplasm; chloroplast. The transcript has 13 exons. Gene Ontology annotation, molecular function: chorismate mutase activity; prephenate dehydratase activity; arogenate dehydratase activity.